UCUUCUCUCUCUCCAUCAUGCCACAACUUUUUCCCCCGCAGAAUCAUCUCGCUGAAACUGAUGGGAUUUAACGCCACAUGACGCGGGUAUUCUAUUGAAAAUGACCCUAUACUGGACGUGCAACACUGGUUUGCUUGUGAAAGAAACACAUUUUUCUGUCUUGUGGACGAUGGUAUAUACAAGCCCUCGACCUGAACAGAGUCUCCAAGAUGAAUCAAUCCGGCUCUUCAUCAACGGAAAGCUAGAUGGUAUCCAGACUCUUUCGGGACCUUGGGAGCUGCAUUAUGACACUCAAAACUCGCGGGCCGCAUUUUAUCACUUCAGACUCAUGCUAGCAAAGCCGGUGUCACUUUUCCUAGCCAUGUAUGCUCGUGGUCUGGAGCUCUUUAAAGAGGGCAGCAUUACAAUUUCAACAUACUCUAAUCAAAUGGUCAUUCCCUCUCUCUUCAGAGGACGGGACCAUGCGGUAGAAGUAUUUGCAGUACUCGAUGGCGACAUCAAGACGAUGGCAAAUUUUCGUGAAAAGUCGAGCGUAUACCGCCGUAUCCUUGUACAAGCCAGUCUUAGGCAAUGUAUCAAUCUCCACAUCGCUGCUUCCCGAGUCAGAGGACGCCGGUCAUAUCUUUGGACAUCUCGGAUAGCCAUCCGUAACCGGUUCAAGGACACGAUGAGCCAGAAGAAAGCCUCGGCUCGUCUGUCCUGGGGGUCCCCCAUUGCCGGUUGUACGGAAGCAAGCAAAAGGCCCUGUAUCUACCCAUGCCAAGACGCAGAAAAAGAACUCAGCAUCGCCUCCAAGGUGAUUGUUUCGAAACAGCAGACACCAGCAAGUAUUGAGUCAGACGCGUUAUCGAUGUGCCAGAUAUAUCUUAUAUAUCUUUCGGCCGACCAGAAUCUCGCAGCAACAAGAUAUAUAGCUGAAAGCUCAGCUAUCUGCUCUUUUUGCGGCGCAAGCUUCUAUCGCGAGGGUUGCACAUGCCCGUACAUGGUGCCAGGCGGCUCCAGGAUAAUCUGCUCGAGCUGCCAGCGGUACCCACAACGGGUCAACUUGUUACUCUCCGACCCUGUGGUCGUCAAGACCUCUGGUAACCGCAUUGAUUUAGAUGUUUCUCGAGAGUACAAUGAGAGGCCAUUCGGUGCACAUGCCGUAUUUUGGGGCAAUAUCGAUAAGAUGGGCACAGCCUCGGAGUUUGGGCAGACCCGUCCAGCUCGAUGCGGUCUUUCGUGGCCGCGGCGGCGGUAG
Messenger RNA from Desarmillaria tabescens, 1240 nucleotides. RefSeq lists its product as uncharacterized. The record is from RefSeq and is a predicted model, not a curated record. The coding region runs from base 101 to 1240 and encodes 379 amino acids. NCBI's taxonomy places the organism in Eukaryota, Fungi, Basidiomycota, Agaricomycetes, Agaricales, Physalacriaceae. The transcript has 12 exons.